CGUUCAUUGGCCCAUCGGGUAACCAUGUGAUAGCCCGCGGCAAGCACGAAGCAGCUUGAAAUUGCAUUUUGCGUCCGACAGGCACAACCUGUCCGGCAAGCCGAGUCACAACUUGGCAUUCUCGAUCCUACCAAUCGUGUCCAGCCAAGGGCGGAGUUUUGAACGCGGCUUUUCGUCAAAUUACGCCUUUGUGGCUCGCCCUUCCCUCACCUGGGUUCCACCCACUCUGACCGUUGGCACACACACAUACACCAAAAAACCACCCCACCAGCAGCUGUGGCUCGCGUUGGCAGCGUUAGCGCGCAAGUUUCUCCACCGCGCACUUUCUCUUGCCACUUCGCCAUCCCGAGACAAUCCUUUUUGGGAGAAAAAGAGCUCGCUUACCCACCCGUGCCAUCAUCGUCGUCGUCGUCGCCUUCCGCCUCCUGUGAGACGUGCGGGCAAACUCCACCGGAGGGACGUUGAGUUACGAACGGAAGGACGUUGAGGUUAAGUUGGAGCGGUCGGAGGCUGGCACCAUCGGGUUGCCACGGUCAGCGAAAUGCGGACGCGAUAAAUUCCUUGGGGCGUGGAAGAAUCACGGAUACAAAAGGAGCGAGGUUCGAGUCCAGACUGCCGCCCUCGUCACCACUGUGCGGGGUUGUGAACCAGAAAGGUGACAAGGGAACAGCGCCUGUGGUUUUCUCUUCAAUCUCCAAGGGAGGAAUCGAGUGAAGACAAGAGGGAGGGUGGGGGCUGAACUGGACUGAGAGGGUUGCUGGAGACUGGGUUUAGGGGUGGAGUGGGUUGGGGGGGGGGGGCCGGAGAUUCUGCCGGUGGAGAAGAAGAAUAAUAAGGUGGGAGGGGGGGGGAUAGUGAAGCGUUGUGGUGGCGGAAGUGGCCGUAAUGGCAGGGUCGAUGGACUGGGGAGGACAAACCACAGGCCGUGGUGGAGGCGGUUGCGGUAACAGUCGCGUGCAGGUGACAACUCAUCUGCCCUCGCCGUCUACCUACAGCGACCAGUCGGAACCUGGUUUGAAUGUGGAAGCCGAAGAAGGCGGUGGGCUGCCCCCAUCGCCGGCAGGGUACCAGGACUCGUGCGAGAGCUGGCUGGCAUCGGCGUGGGUCGGCGGACACCACCAGGUGGAGCCAAAAGCCUACUCGCCCACCAAGCAGGAGUGGAGCGGCGCCUUAAAAGAGUUCGAAAGCUCGAUUUGCGACAUCGAGGAGGGACUGCAGAGAAUCGCGCGAAAGCUGGAGACGAAGGCCACGCAUAUCGCCGUGGCCAUGAAAGAUUUGCAGUGGGUGUGGGACGAGCUGGAUUGCUGGCACCAGCGCAUGGCGCUGCUAGAGGCGGCGAUGCAGGACUACGAGGGGCAGCAUCCGGAGAGGGCGCCGGGCCUGGGCGAAGCCGCCUUCACCCUGGCGCAGCUGUACAACGUUCUGCGGAGCCAGGCGGAGCGUCGCACAGCCAAGCUGAGGCGGGCCGAGUCUCUGAUGGAGCAGUACGAAUCGCGACGUAGGUUCGUGCUCAAGUGGGUGGAGAAGGCGCAAGCUGUGGACGCUGACGACAUCGGCGCGCAUCAGGCCCUGCUGGAGCAGUCGAGCGAGGUGCUGGCCGGCCUGGAGGCCAUGGUGGAGUGCGUGGACGCCCUCUCCGAGGCAUGCUCCGUGGAGCGCCUGGUGCAGCAGGUCUCCGAACUGGACCAGCGCACCACGACGCAGCACGGCACGCUGCAGGCUCGUCUGCGUCGCUUGUGCGGGCCCAGCAAGGAUGAGUUGGCGGCAAUGGAGGCAGAAUUCCAGCUGCUGGAGUCGCAGCUCUCCUCCCCAGCACUGAACGCCUGUGGACAAGCUCCACAGCUGGCCCUCCGAAGGCGGCUCUUGGACAAGCUCAGCACUCUGGCAGAACAAGUGGCUCGGCUCCCGAGGGCUGGCACAUGUUCCGUUCUCCGAGAAGCGAUCGUACAUCUGCAAGAUGUGACCGAACAGCAAUGCGCUGCACUGCAGGCUGCGCUGGCCAAGGCUGAGUGGCGUGCAGGUGAAACACGCCGGCUCCAGACGCUCGCCGCCGAGGCCGAGGAGGAGUUGUGGAUCCUCGGUGCUUCCAAACACGGCGACGCUCCGCGCGUAGGCGUACGCAAGCUGGCACUGGCUAGGCGAAUACGUGGCUACUGGGAGUGCAUCGCCGGAUUGACGGCCAAGGGCGACCUGGUCAGGAGACGAUCCCGGCACCCUGCCACCAUGAGGAAAUCUGGGCCUCCCCUUACCCUGCCACCACUGGUGGAAGCAGAGGAGGAGUGGGAGAAUGGCAACUGUGGGAUGGUCCAUCCUGCUGGCUGUGGCUCUCCAUCGGCAAACGCAGACGAUGCAUCACUCGAUCGGGACAUUGGAUUUUUCCAGGCUCUCACACCAGAGGCCCUCCUGGCUGCGGUCGAGCGGAUCGUGCAAGAACGUGGAGGGGAAGUGGCCCCCGAGUUGGUCGACGCGAGCCAAGCGGCAGCGGACGUGCCGUCUCCUCCCCCUCUUGCCGCUCCGCCGCCGAUACCGAAGGAAAAUCGAGGAUCGGAAGAGGAGGACUUUGCCAACACGGAAACUCCACCUCUUGAUUUUACAGCUGCGGCAGCAGUGGCUGCAUCCAACCCGCUGACUGCUCCAAUGGUGGAGGCUGACAACGUGGGGGUCCUGCCCGAAUUGGCGAACGGCGGAGCCUUAAUAAUCUCCCGUUGUGUUAAGCAAGCGAUUCGUGAUAAUUCUCCAACUAGGACGGCGCCAUCCCCAUCGGGUGCCAGGGAUCGGCCCACGCAAUUUGACGCGCGGCCACCUCCGAAGGCUCUGGCUGAUGCGUGCAAGGCCAACUCAGACUUGGAGCCGGCGUUUGCCGACAGCGGCGCCGACGUAGCAACCUCUGUAGAACAGCGAGCAGCAUCGAAGGGCACCGGCGUGCGAAGGCAGGCAGAGACGCCCGCGCCGUCCGACAUUCUGGACGGCGAACCGAAGCGCGGCGAUGCUGGCCUGCGGGAUGACGCCGGGGCUGCCGAAACCAAUGACGCCAAAGACUUGGGGCCGCACAGGGCUCCCGCUGCUGCUCCCACUGCCGCCGCUGCCGCCGCUGAGGGCAAGUGCACCGCCGAGGCGGAGGGAUCGCCGCCGGGCCCCUUAGCCCUGGCAAGGAUGUGCGAGGACUUCGAGGGCUGGCUCGCCCGACUCGAGCACCGAGUCUCCGCUCGCGACUCCGUGAGGAGGCUCGAGCUUCCCCAAAGCCGCGACGAGCUCAACACGUUCGUGGCAGUGCAGCACGAGGUGCAGCAGGGGCUGACGCGUCUCGAGGAGCUCAAGGUGCGGCACCGCCAGCUGCUGUGCUCCGGCGACCCGGGCACCGUGGCCAUGCAGCGGCCGCGGGUGCAAGCCUGCAACCACCGCUGGGUGGGCCUCAAGAAGGUGGUGGCAACGAUCAUCAAAACCCUGCGGCGCUCUGUGGCUCAGUGGGAGGAGUUCGAAGGGGCGUGCAAGGACCUCAUGGUGUGGCUCACGGAGACGGAUCUGCGGCUCACAAACCUCGAGCGCUUUGGCGAGUGCGAAGCGCAGGCCCGGAGCGACCAGCUCAGGGCAUUCCAGGAAGAAUUGUCGAAGCGGCAGGAGACGCUCAACAGCCUGCGGAAGCAGGCCGAGCGACUUGGGGAGGUGGGACCGGCUGGGCACAGGCUGGAGGAGGCCCUCAAGUACUUCACGGAGACCUCGGUCCGCGUCACCCGAUACCUCGGCAGGUCUGCAAACAUCUCCAUGCCACCAGAUUCUGGAGAGGGUGAGGGAAGCCCUCCAGAGACUUCCGGAGCCGCUCAUGUGACGGAGCCCAGGACGAGUGGCGAGCCCAAUGGACCAGGCUGUCGCCAAUCUCAAAUUCUCAAACCCGAGCGCAGCUGUCGGCCACAUGAGACCCGCGUGAGCCACCACCAUCAGCCACCUGCAUCGCCACUGGUGGUCAUUUCCGGCAGCGUCAUUGGCGACACCUCGCUCAGCCCUUUGGGAUUUCGGAACUCGCCGGUGCCGGGACAUCGUAACCCCAAAGCGGUGACACCGACAGGUGACGUCGCGGGCCGGUGUCGCCAUCUCACCUCCACCCCUGUUGAAGACGCGUCACGCAAAACCUCGGAGGAGGCCUCCGGAGAAGAACUACUUUACAUGGGACCUGCAGAGCACGACUGUUCAGCAGAAUGGCGGCGCGAUUACGAGCUGGCAUCAAGUCGGGAAUCGCUCGCGUCUGAUGCGCGGACCGCGUCCGCGAGCGAGGACAGCCAGGAGAGUGGAGCGUCUGCGAGAACUCUCGCCGAGCUGUCAUUUGCUCGCGAGUCGCCCUCCAGCCUCGAUUGGUCCCUGAGGCCUGUGCACGUCCGUAAAGGGAGCCCGUCGCUCUCCCUAGAGUGGGACAGCUACGACGUGAGGGUGGCGCCUGGCGGAGAGUUGCUGGGAGAAAACUCUUUGGGACUCGCGCCCACCGAAGCAAUGCCGUCGCCAGAGAAGGGCGACGCUGUAAAUAGCAGAGCGAGCGGCGCAUGCGAACAGGCGGAGAAAAAGGCGUGUAGGAAUGAAGGCAAACGGAUUUGCAAAAGUACCGUCGGAGACGUCGGUGUCUGGAUGGACGGCGCAGAGGCAACCAGUCACGAAAACCAUCUGUUCCUGCGGAAGAAGGAGUCCACCCACAUCUCCCAGCUCCAGGAGCAAGGAGCAGACGCCUCAUGCUCACCGAGCGAACCCUCCUUCGAGCGGACUGAGCUCCAUGACGACGAUGACGGCGGCGGUGGCGGCGACGUCAACCUGGCCCACCUGCUGGAGAGGGGCGAGGGCCCGUGGCUGGGCCCGCGCAGGCCCUCGCCGUGCGCCGCCAUCUGGUGGAGGGCUCGCUCGCCCCCGUGGCGCUGGAGGGCGUCUGGGUGGCGCUGCCCCUGGGCGGACAUUUGCCGCGCUCUGUGGGCACUGCGGUCUCUGCCCCGGCUGCUCGUGGUGAUGCUCGCGGCCGCUGGGUUCCUGCUGUGGGCAGGAUGCAUCUCGAUUGGCGGAGUGCCCCGCUUGCCGCCCUCCUAGGAUGGCCACGUCCUGAUGCCGCAAUAUAUACAAAUUUUAAAUAAAAAAAACCCACCAGGACGCGUGAUGGAAAGAUGAAGCGGAAGCAAAAAGAUAUUGCGGAAAAACAGUAGAGGAGAGGUCCUCGCCUGUCAAUGCAAGUGAUUAAAAUACAACCUGGACAUUUUUUGGGACAUCAUGGUGAAGAAGUAGAUCUUAAAAUAUAUGGAAGAAGGUAUAACUGCACGUGAAUGCAUUGUCUGACAAAAAACUGGACUUUUGCUGUCCUUCCUGGAAGACUGGCAGAUUUACAAGGACAGCAGCUACAUCCUCGUCAAGAGGAUGAUCUUGGGAAAACCAGGACACGGAUGGAAUCUCCCCCCCCACCCAUCCUGAAAUGGUGAUGCGCAGGGGACUCGACGAAUAAGAUUUCUCAGGGCGCAGAGAGCCGAACUACUAUACUCGUAGCCUCGUUGGAAAACAUUGAAGGCAGAAGGGGCAAGAGGAAGUGGCGGUGGAAUGACCCAGCUCACGAGAGGUUACGCCGACCGAGGGGAAGCGUUGGCACAUCGCUGCCCCGUCACCCUCCCAGCAACGAUGGGCGGACGGGCGGACGGACGGACACAGUGCAGCUGACCUACCUGCCUUUGUGAAAUCUUUUUUACACGUAUUUCUAAUGUAAUUAAAAGUAACAUUCGUUUUGCGUUUUAAUUCACCGUGGCGGUUAUUUAAGGGGAUACUAAAAUAACAUUGCACCCGUGCUCGCACAGGCGUGGUGUGAAACGUGCUGUGAAUAGGCCCGCCGCGUGCCGUUGAGACCCCCAACGCGGCAAUUCCGUUGCGCUGCCCUCCCCCAUCAGGUUAAGGUGCAGCCCCCGCAAGUGCUUUCUUAAACCAUCACCGCUGCCUCGGAGAGCCCCUCUCCCGUGCGGAGGACCUUGCCAUCGGCGGUGAGAGCGCGCAAUUGCCGGGCUGCUAGAGAAAGACGCUCUCGGGAGGGUAUUUGACCAAAUCUUCCGCCACUGGGCAGCCAUUUUUUUCUGUUUAACAAAUAAACAUUCAUUUCACUUUUUUAAAUGGGUGGGAGUCCCCAGGCGUUACCCCCCCCCUCCCCACGCGUGACCUACCGAUCGACCUGCGAUGACUUCUGUAUUGCAAGUCCAGUGUGCCGUCCAGGUCAUCGCUUUUGAGCGUCCCACUUGGGUAGAAGAGAGAAAAAUGUUGCGUGCAUUUUGCUCGUCGACAGCACACUGUGCCCAUUAGCAUCAGACCACAGCCGAGUGCAACAACACACUCUAUCUAGGGUCGACUUGUACCUUAGGGGAUUAAAGUCUGGACACAGGAUCCCACUCGGCAAUCAAAAGCCUUGCCAUGCCCAUUUGUUUUACUGGCUUAACACAAAUACAGUAUACGGUGUGCGUGUGUGAGGUAAACAUCAAGAGUGACAGGCACAUUUUAACCCAUUUUUUAAAAUCAAUUUAUAACUUUUAUUUUGCAAAUGAGCUGAGGCAAAAAACAGCUCCUUGAAAAUGAAUGAAUGUGAGGCUGUUUCUGCAUCGUUGAUGAGUGCUCUUGCGUGCUGAAAAACAACAACAACCACGGUAUGUCUUCUCCGACGUCUUGAGAAUAGUGCCCUCGUGCACCACUCUGACGGAGGAUGUUCCCUGGAAGAUCAUAUGCCAGCAAAACUCCGUUUAGGUGUCUUCACAUUAAACUAUAUCUUUUUUUUACUUGUGCGUCAUCGGGGUUGUUUUUCCAGAUCAAUAUUGUCCAGCAAGAAAAUUGUUUGAAGAAACAAUCUCUAGGCCGGUCUAACGUGUCGGGGUUUAAUCGGCAUUUGCUGCUUGGUUACCAGACGUAAUUGGCAAGAGCACUCCAUCUAACCUAUGGUGGUCUGUUCAAUACAAAAAAACGCACGCUUGUGUGUGUGUGUACUUAUCAAGUCCGUUCACUGAAACCCCAUUAGUUGGGCCUUUAUCCACAAGAGGCACACGUUUUAUUCUACCCUGUAAUUUUUAGUGAUUGUUAUAAUGUCCAAAAGAAAUAGUUGCAAAUAUCAAUGCUGGAAUUUAGCCAAGUUAAAUUUUAAAAAUGUAUGUAAUGCAGCACGGGGUGGUUUUUUUUAUCCCAUACGCUCGUGACCUAAUCAUUUGGUUAUUUUAUUGUCGUUUGUGACCAGGCUGCGGCCCAUCGCCGAAUAAAUGCACUUGAGAAAGUAUUUUUAAUGAGUGGCUGAAUCUCAGAGAUGCCAGCCAGAAUCUUGGCGAUGCUGGCUCGCUCCUCUGACACUUGGGCACGGCGUUAACAACAACAACAACAAGAAGUCUGCGAAUGUUUUUCAACCUCAAAAGCCCUGACGCCUGUGCCCACACGAGUCGGCUAAAUUCAGUGCAUCCUGACCCCGUUGGCUUGAGUGCUUCCGACUUUAUGUUUUAUAAAUGGGGUUUACGUUGCGCCGUUAUUAUGUAAUAUCUUAGUGUGUUUUUUUAUGUGUAACGUAUGGCGAGUUUUGAAAUUGAUGUUGAAGAAAUUGACAACCUGAUUUUCGUUCACGGAUAUUGUGUCGUACAUGGGCAGAGGAAUUAAAAAGUGCACGAAGACCACACGUCCGACUGCGACUACUACUUGACAUUUGACGGGUUUUUUCUUUUGUAAAGUAAAUGUGAUGUGGGAAAAGUUCAAAUAAAUUCGUUAUUUUUGCCAAUGCAUUUU
Petromyzon marinus (sea lamprey) is the source of this 7752-nucleotide messenger RNA. RefSeq lists its product as uncharacterized. Gene Ontology annotation, molecular function: protein binding. Lineage: Eukaryota; Metazoa; Chordata; Hyperoartia; Petromyzontiformes; Petromyzontidae. The record is from RefSeq and is a predicted model, not a curated record.